GAGAGAGACGCGCAUGUGCAGAACUGUCAAACGCAACAGCGAAAGACUGGAAACUCUGGCGCUAAUGUCACCACCACCACCCCAACACUAAAAACACGACUCGACUGAUGUGCCAUUUACGACAUUAUUUACCUCUCAACCAUGAGACCUCUGCUUAAACUACAAAGACGGCUCCGUCGUUGCGUUUUGACCGGGAAUCUACUCUGUUUCGACGCUCAGAGCUGGGCUUGCUGAAUGAAAACAGCCCCGCAGGACUUUCUGACAACCCGCCGACUGGAAAAAUGUGAUUCAGGAAAUUCAGGCGUAGUUUCGCUCGUCCGGUUGUUUACACACUUUUAUCGGCGGUUUUGUUUCUUCAUAGCCGAAUUACUCUGUCGGCCGCCGUUGUUUUGGGAUUAAACUUAAACUCUGGGUGGGAUAAGUGACACGUUGCGCGCUAAGCUAAUUUAGCAUUCAACUCGGGUGAUUUAAACGCACGAUAAUCCGUUUAGAAGACGCUGUAGCUUUAAAAGACGCCGUUCAGAGCAAAGGAUACAGGGGUAAAGUAGACUUGAAUGAUUGAUUAAACUAGCGGUGGGACUGCGUAACGUUAGUUUUGAUCUGCUUGAUUGAGACGAUCGAAGCUUCUCCGUAAAUUCUCUUUAUUUGGGAUGCCUAUAGACGGGUGUAGGUGAUGUCCAGUGACUGAACUUGAGUUAACGUUAGCAGAGGAUCAUGAUGGCUCAGCUGGAGAAUGGACGUCUGUCUUCUGAGGACACCAUGAGUGUGAGGACGUUGGGCAGUCAGUUUGAUGAGGAAAGCUCCUUCGGGUCGGACUCUGAAAUCAACGGGUUCACCAGCUCCAGACAGACCGACAAGUAUGGAUUCAUCGGAGGAGCCCAGCAGUAUUCAACCGAAAUGGCUCAAGAUGUGCCUCUGGCAGUGUUAAGACACAGGGAAGCCAAAUGGCUGGAUAUGUUAAACCAUUGGGACAAAUGGAUCAGUAAAAGGUUCAAGAAGGUGCGGCUGCGAUGUCAGAAAGGGAUCCCUCCAUCAUUGCGAGGCAGAGCCUGGCUUUACCUGUCAGGUGGAAAAGUGAAGAGAGAACAGAACGUUGGGAUGUUCAAGGAUCUGGACAGCAUGGAAGGAGACCCUAAGUGGAUUGAUGUGAUAGAGAGAGAUCUACACAGACAAUUUCCUUUCCAUGAGAUGUUUGUAUCCCGAGGAGGUCAUGGGCAGCAGGACCUGUUCCGGGUGUUGAAGGCUUACACUCUUUACAGACCAGAUGAGGGUUACUGUCAGGCUCAGGCUCCUAUUGCGGCUGUGCUUCUGAUGCACAUGCCUGCUGAGGAUGCCUUUUGGGGUCUGGUUCAGAUUUGUGAGAAGUACCUCCCUGGAUACUACAGCGCAGGCCUGGAGGCCAUACAGUUGGAUGGACUGAUCUUAAAUGCUUUAUUAAAGCGUGUGAGCCCUCCAGCCUAUCAGCACCUUGACAAACACAAGAUCGAGCCCAUCCUGUACAUGACAGAGUGGUUCAUGUGUGCGUUUUCCAGAACUCUGCCCUGGUCUUCAGUGCUCAGAGUCUGGGACAUGUUCCUCUGUGAUGGAGUGAAGAUCAUAUUCCGUGUCGGGCUGGUGUUGCUGAAGUGCAUGCUGGGAACGCGUGAGAAACUGAAGGCUUGUCCUGGGCAAUAUGAGACUAUGGAGCUUCUUAAAGCCCUGGAGCCACGAUACAUGCAGGAGGCUUUCCUUGUACAUCAGGUCAUGGAGAUGCCCAUAUCUGCUCGAGAUGUUGAACGAGAACACCGUGCGCAGCUGAAGCGCUGGCGGAAAACUCAUGGCGAGCUCAGCUACAAAUCUCCUCCCAGAAUGCACGGUGCUCAAGCCAUCAUGUCUGCCGAGCCGCAUUCCCGCCAAGACCUCCGUCAGAAGCCCACUAUUGUUGUUGAGUAUCCCCUCCCUUCAGACACUACAUCUAAUUUCGCUCGUGUCAGGAGGAGAAGCACUAUCCGAAAAGCCUCUAGUAAACUGGACAUCCCCAACCCAUAUGCCCUUCCCACAGACACCCAACCAGAAGUAGAAACGGCCUCAAACAAUCAGUCCAGCCAUCCUCCUUCAUCACUACAGCAAUCACACCUCACUACACCAGCGGGAAAAUCCACAUCUACCCCUGAUCCACCCGACUCUGUCAUUCCAACCCCAUCACAUCCGUCUCAACCACCCAAACCCCAACCAUCUCCAAUUUUUACUCACAUCUCUCCACCUUCUCAAACUGCAGCAGACCCCAGACCUUCACACCCAAUGGAAGUCCCUCACCCCUCCAAGAUUGAACCGCUUCAUAACCCAAAAGACUCGAACAACACCAACAACUCGGCCCACCUUAAAGAUCCUCCACACAAUUCAAACUCAAAUCCACUUCUUAUCGAGUCCAGGCCACUUCCUCCAGAAUCCAGACAACUUCCUCCAGAAUCCAGACAACUUCCCCCAGAAUCCAGACUACCUUCCGAAUCCAGACAACUUCCUCUAGAAUUCAAGAAACUUCCUUCAGAAUCCAGACAACUUCCUCUGGAAUCCAAGCAACUUCCUUCAGAAUCCAGACAACUUCCUCUAGAAUUCAAGCAACUUCCUUCAGAAUCCAGACAACUUCCUCUGGAAUCCAAGCAACUUCCUCCAGAAUCCUGGUCGGUUCCUCCAGAAUCCAAGCCAGUUCUUCCAGAUCUUGGGCACCUUCCUCCAGAACCUGGGCACCCUCCUCCAGAACCCGGGAACCUUUCUUCAGAACCCAGGAACCUACCUCCAGAACCGAGGCACCUUCCUCCAGAACCCCGGAACUUUUUUCCAGAACCCAGGCACCUUCCUCCAGAACCCAGACACCUUCCUCCAGAACCCAAGCAACUUCACCCAGAAUCCACUCAACUGCGUGGAGAAUCCAGGGCACUUACCCCUGAAUCCAGCCCACUUACUCCAGAAUCUAGGCCACUCCCUGCAGAACCCAGGCAGUUUGCUCCAGAACCCAUACCACUUCCUCCAGAACCCAGUCAGCUUCCUCCCGAAUUGAGGCAACUUCCUCCACAAUCCAGGCAGCUUCCUUCUGACUCCAGUCUAUUUCCACUUCCUCCAGAAUUCAGUCCACUUCCUCCAGAAUUUAGUCCACUUCCUCCAGGGUUCAGUCCCCUUCUGCCUCCUCCAGAAUUCAGUCCUCUUCCACUUCCUCUAGACUUCAGUCCUCUUCCAGUUCCUCCAGAGUUCAGCCCACUUCCUCCAGACUUCAUUCCGCCUCUUCCAGAAUCCAGUCCUCUUCAUCCAGUGUCCAGUUCACUUCUUCCUGGUGAUGCUCCUGUGAAUGGCGACUCGGCUGCUGCUCUCAAAGUUCUCUGUUUACGUAACUCAUGUGAGAGCGUGGGUUCAGAGGACACAUACCUGUAGCUCUGUCAUUGUUCAGGGAGAUUGCAGUAUUGGGAACCAGCUUUAUGAGCAUGACGGGAGGAACAUCUAUGAAUGUAUUUUGAGAUUUGGAAUUGACUGAAUCUUCACAAUUCUACUCUACUACAUCAGUAUCUUGCUUCAACUUCAGGAAUAUAUAUAAAUAAUGAACAAGAAGGAUCCAAUGACAUUAAGUCCUUAAUUUGAUGGCACCGUGCACACAUGCAACUUUUUUCAUUGUGCUGGUAGAGAAUAAACUUCAGUCAGGGUAGGGCCAUUUUUUUCCAUCAAGAAUGAAAAUGAGGCUUUGAAGAAUAGACAAAUUUUUCAAAUCUGUUUGACUUUCUUUUUUCCUUUGAACAUAAAAAAUAUAUAUUUUGUUGAAAGCUGAAAAUCAUUAACUUCCAUGGUACUUGUUUUUCCUACUAUGGAUGUAAAUGUUUUUAGCUUUCUUCAAAAUACCUUACAUUUGUCCAACAGAAUAAAGGCUUGAAACCACUUUAGGGUAAUUACAUCGUGAACAGUUUUCAUUUUUUGAGUAAUCUAUCCCUUUAAGUCUGUCCCUUACAGCCUUAUUUUCAAAUAUGGUAAAUUCUGUAUGGCAUCUAACCUGAAGUCUUUGUGUUACAAUACUCAAAACAAUUAUUUUCAGUUAUAAGCAGAACAGGCUUUAUAAUCAACUACGUUUGGCUAGUUAUUGUGUUAUUCGCUGCUUAACAAUGUUAGGUCACUUUUUGCGAGAUGAUGAUGAAGAUAAUGUAAGACUCUCCAGUCUAAGAGUCUUACAUUUAUAACCGUUCUUUUGAGGAUCACUAUUAUAAGAGUUUGUAUUGUUUAUAUCAUGCUCACUAAACUGUUAACAUGUGUAAGUCAUAAUAGGAGCAAAGGAGCUUUUCUUGUUUCGACAUCAUGUCUGUUACCAGUUGCUAAACGCAGAUUUAAGUGAACUGAAAUAAUUAUUAGAAGCAGCUUUAAAUAUGCAAAAAAAAAAAAAAAAAAAAUUCAAACAAGUUCAACAAAACACAAUGUGCUAGAAAAUAAAAAAUGUUCAGGUCAUCCUAUAUUCUUUUUUCUUUUUUUUUUCAGUAGGACAUUAAAGAAGAUUUAUAACUAAAAUUGUUGUCCUUGAUGAUUCAUAAAAUGUAAGUCAAUGUCCAACAGCACUUUGAGAGUAAAAAAAUACAUAUGGGCAAAACAAAAUUAAUACUCGUGACAAUACAUUGAGGUCUUGUAAAGCAAAACUAUUAGCCUGUGUUAAAAACUGAACUCCUAUCACAUGAUUUUGUGUCCCAAAAUUUCAUGAAUGCACUCAGAACUGUUUGCUGUUCAGGCUGUGGAUUAAUAGUAAUGCUGUUGUAAAUAAUGUACAGUUUCUUGCAUAGACUGAGACUUGUUCUUCAGAAGUAUCAUUAAAAGCCUUCAGUAAUUCAUGUAGUUAUGUUUGUGUUUACACUUUUUUUAAUUCUCAAAGUAGCGCUAGCUGUUGACUUACUUUUUAUGAAUCGCCAGUGACCUCAGUUUAAGCUAAAAAAAUCAGCUUUAAUAUUCUAGAAACAAACAUUGAAUAUAGAGUAAAUUACCAGCAAAUCCAUUUAAUUGUUUGAGCUAUUUAUCACUUUAAAAGCACAACAGCUGGUCACAGCAAAAUUAAAAUUAAAAUGAAAACUGUGUACUUUAUUUACCCUUGAAACAUGCCGUUUAGGAGUGAAUGAUUUACAAAGUUGUCUUUUUAAAGGAGCAAUACACUUGUUUUCUUGGAUGUAGGCUCGUUUUACAUGAGUUUUAGCAUUUUUGAAUCCAUUCAGCUGAUCUCCAGGUCUGACGGGAGAACUUUUAGCUUAGCUUAGCAUAAAUCAUUGAAUCGGAUUAGACCAUUAGCAUCGCUCUCUAAAUUUGAUUGAAAUCUAUAGAAAAUGAACAUUUUAGGUCGAUAUUGCAAGGAAAUAUAUUCUCAUUCUGACGUAAUUAACGAAUUUUCACACCCGAACAGGAGUAUAGUUUCUAGCAUGUUUACAGUCAUGAAAAUAGCAACUUUUUUAGUAAACAAUGUAACUAAAGAAGAGUUAAGCUUUAUAUAAGAAAAUUAUCGUUAUUAUUAUGAAACCGAUUUAUCAAUGAUUUAUGCUAAGCUAAAAGUCCUUCCGCCAGACGUAGAUUAGCUUAAUGAUUAGCUUAAUGGAUAAAAAAAAUUGUAAAACUCAGCUGUUUAACUCUAGGGGAGUUGUAAAACGAGCCUAUUUAAGGGGAGAGUUCCUUUAAGGGUGUCUCAUACUUUUUUUAAUCCUGAGCAUUUUUUGUUUUCCUGAGAGUUUUUUUGGUUGUUCAACACAAAAAAAAAAAAAAAAUAUGAACACAUUUUAUUAAAAGAUUUGCUAAUUUCUUGUGUUUAAACUGGUCUUCCAAACAGUAUAUGUGAUUUGUCUGUUUAACACGUCUGAUAUAUUUAUGUUGUUGCUAAUAUGAGAGAAACUGAAGACUGUAAACCUUUUUCAUCUCAAGCCUCCAGAUGGCGCACUUUCCCUACAAUUCAUCCAUUUCAUUUACUCAAACGUCUGCUAUAACCAUGUUACAUUGGGAAUUUAUUUAGACUCGUCAUCAAUCAUCAUCUGCGUAGAGAGAAAUGUUACAAAACAGCUACAACUUUAUUUUUCCUCACAAACACUUGAUUACAAGUUAUAGGGAGUUAUAUUUUGUCCCGUUUUAAUAAUAGCUGAGACAUUCGGACAGUUUUUGUGAAAAUUUUCAGCUGCAUCUUAAUAUUUUUGUUGAAAUUAUGGGAGCACUGUUUGCAUUUUGUUUGUUUUUUCGAUUAAUACUUUGGCAAAACACUUUGGUUUAUACGUCUAAUAUAUAAUCAAUCAACUGACUGUCGCAUAUAGAUUUUGUACAAAUAAAAGCACUUCUAAUAAUG
Molecule: messenger RNA, 6313 nt
Organism: Danio rerio (zebrafish)
Lineage: Eukaryota; Metazoa; Chordata; Actinopteri; Cypriniformes; Danionidae
Source: RefSeq, a predicted model, not a curated record